AAAAGAUGGAAGCGAGAUUAGAAAAAAUAAGAGAAGACACCAAAGUAAAUAAACAAAAUAACAACAACAACAAUAAUAAUAAUAAUAACAAUAAUAAUAAUAAUAAUAAUGAUGAUGAUGAUGACGAUGUAUUUUAUGAUGCACUUGACACAUUCGAUUCAUCUCAAGAAUUAUCACUUGCAUCUAGUGCUUCUCCUCCUUUAGAGGACACACAAAUGAAGGAAAUUAAUAAAUAG
Molecule: messenger RNA, 236 nt
Organism: Plasmodium gaboni
Lineage: Eukaryota; Apicomplexa; Aconoidasida; Haemosporida; Plasmodiidae
Product: putative protein, unknown function
Exons: 1
Source: RefSeq, a predicted model, not a curated record